Messenger RNA from Helicoverpa zea (corn earworm), 2442 nucleotides. RefSeq names its product lipoma-preferred partner homolog. The record is from RefSeq and is a predicted model, not a curated record. The coding region runs from base 108 to 1376 and encodes 422 amino acids. Gene Ontology annotation, cellular component: focal adhesion; stress fiber. NCBI's taxonomy places the organism in Eukaryota, Metazoa, Arthropoda, Insecta, Lepidoptera, Noctuidae. The transcript is spliced from 3 exons. Gene Ontology annotation, biological process: cell-cell adhesion.
GUCACUGCUGUCAGUUUCAGUUUCGCAUCAAACAAUAAAUCAGGGCGUAACGAUUUUAUCCCAUUUUAUGAAUUAAAUAAUCAUAAUAGCAAGUUAAAUACUUGAAGAUGAAUACACUCGACAAACAAUUAGCGGAUCUUCGAAUAUAUGCAAACGAAUUAGAGGCAAAACUUCAGGAUGAUAUAAAUGCUGCAAUGAAAAAACCAUCUAUCCCACCUAAAAAGAAUAAGCCGCCCCUGCCUCAAAUACCGCAAAGUUGCAUGGUAAAGUCUGCUUGCGAGCCGUCCUACUCCUCGAGACUCGAAUAUGGUAGCCGCACUAGUUCUACGUACUCGAACUUAGUUCCUGUAAAGAGUUGCAUCGUAAGGAAUACCGCCCGAGUGCGAAGCGGUGAUGUGCUUCUUUAUAGCAACGUACUGCCCCCGGGAGGCACCAACCAUGUCUACUCCAACAUUAUGAUGCAACGAAAUGCUUACGGAGGUGAUAGUAUUUAUGGUGAUCGCGACACCAGGUCGGAAGUGUCUAGGAUAAGCGAUUUAGGUGUGCAAUCGAAUUACAGCGAGUUGCGACGGCCGGGCUCGGCGUAUCCUCCGUCGUCUGCGUCCGUCAACGCGCAGGACUUCUCUACUUACGGUGGCUCUCAGACCUCUUCUACUUAUGAGUCUCUGUAUGAGCCUAUUAAUCCCAGACCUUGCAGUCAGCUGUCAGGAACAUCCCUGUACGGUGGGUAUGUGGGCACCACAGUGGAGCCUACUCCAGAGCCUGAUGAGGCGCUGUACUGUGGCAACUGCUACAAGUGUGGGGAGAAGAUCAUGGGGGAGACCACAGGCUGCACCGCUAUGGAGAGGAUCUAUCACAUCAAAUGCUUCUGCUGUCAACAGUGUGGGAUUAAUUUACAAGGCCGCCCCUUCUAUGCAGUGCAGAGUCGUGCACUGUGUGAACGAGACUACUUGGAUACCUUAGAGAAGUGCUGUGUCUGUGGCGAUCCUAUUCUGGAUCGUAUUCUGAGGGCUACAGGCAAGCCCUACCAUCCCAGGUGCUUUACUUGUGUUGUCUGCCAAAAGAGCCUCGAUGGGAUACCAUUCACAGUGGAUGCUGUCAACCGUAUACAUUGUAUUGAGGACUUCCACAAAAGAUAUGCGCCUCGCUGCGCCCGGUGCCGCGAGCCGAUCGUCCCUGAGAGCGGCGCGGAGGAGACAGUUCGUAUCGUGGCGCUCGACAAGAGCUUCCACGUGGCCUGCUAUGCUUGCGAGGACUGUGGCACCUCGCUGUGUUCCCGGCAAGAGGGCCGCGGCUGCUACCCACUGGAUGACCACCUAUACUGCAGGGAGUGUAAUGCCCGACGCAUCCAGGACCUCUCCAGAAAUAUUAACUAAAUUUACCAUUUCAUAGGGAUGCUAUCUAAAAGAAAUAAGGCUGUCUUUUAGAUGUACAAAUCGUAUUACACUCUCAUAGGAGUUUAAGCGAAGGCUCAGACACCUUAAUAAGAUGAUUCAUGCUGAUGCACACGAUUAAUUAGACGGAACACCUCGCUCAUUGUUUUCGCUAAGUUACUUGUAAGUCAGUAGUUUAAGCCCACCCAUUUUUUAUUUGUACAUAUUGUUAUCGGCGAUAUACUUAAAUAUGUACGAAAUAUAGUGUAAGCAAACCAUGAGAUUUUGAAACUAUUUUAUGCUAACGAUUAACGAUAAUGAUCUAACAUUCCAUAUUGCAUUUAUAAUUAUAGAAGGCUGUGUAGCUCUGACCAUACAUGAUUUAUUAUUAUAAUUCAGUAUUAUUUUAGCGAUUUUGUGAUUAUAACAUAAGUUAUUGGGUAAUGAAUAUUGAACAGUUGUUGGUACAAUUGUUUGUACCAUAGUUUUAUUAGAUGGCUUGUUCAGAUUUGCGUACUCAGUAAAUACACACAUUAACAUGUAUAAUAAAGCACAUUCCGGAUUGUUGGUGCGCCAGUGUGAACAAGGCUGCGUAAAUAGUGCCAUGUUUAUUAUGUAAAGUAUUACUGUUAGGUUGUGUCUUUGUUGUCCGUUCGGUUAUUUAGCGAAUAAGUCAUUAUAUUAUUCUACAUCGUACUUAAUUGUAAUCUUUAUGUAAAAUUAUUAGGUUAAAAACUUUACGUGCGAUUAUGUAACUUUAUGGAUAAAGAAUCUCUAGAACAUAAUGUAGAUUGAUCGACAACAUAAUGCUCUUUGUAUUGUAUAGCAGCUAAGAUGCAGAAUAAACUUGUGUAUACUUUUAAUUUCAGCUUUUUCAUGUUUACAGACUAAGCAAUUUUAUAAUCUUAUACAUUUACUAUCUAUAGUAUUAUACAUUGUCUCAUCGAACUGCCGAUAUUGGAGUUAUUCGAAAUUAGAAACAUUUUACACAUAUAACUUUCUAGGCAUACUAGUCAUUGUUUACUGUUUGUAUGCUGCUAUUGUAGUGCGAAAUAAAGUAUACAAUAUA